UGAACUUCUUUUUUGCUUCCUUUGAACCUGGUGAAAAGAAAAGUUCCUUUUCUAAGUUGAUAGUAACUGCGCUCUGUGUUCAAUUCAGGAGCUUUGUAAUGGCAGCCUGGCAGACUUUAUUCCUUUUUUUUUAACAGUUUGUAGAAAGGAAAUCGAAUCUCAAAAAGGUUUUCUUUUUGGUCUGUUUAGUCUUUUUCUUUUCUUUUUUUUGGAAAAAUGAGUGCAUUUUUCUUUGUUUUAUAAGUUGCAGUGGAUGAGAUCUUGCUUUAAGUGUGCUUUGAACGUUGAUGUUUUUAUAUCUUCAAAACUUGUUUCUCCAUUUCUUUUUUCUGAAAGAAUUCUCCUAGAAAAUAUUUUCCUGAGAAACAAUCGGGUUAAGAUAAACAAAAGUUUGAGCUGCAUUUGAAAUCAUUUUUUCCUGUUCUUCUAAAUUUUGAACCACACGCUUUAUUUUUACAUUUUUAUGUCCUCAUUUCACGGCAACAAUGGAGGAGGAAAGCAUACUUGCUAGAUUACAAUAAUGCCCGUUUGCAGCGUUGGAAUAGAUCAGUAAGGAAAACACGAAAAAAGGGACAAAGGAUCCUUAAAUUAUGCAGUCUCCAAAAGCAAGCAGAAAUGAAUAUUCGGAAGUGCCACAAAGGGUGUCUCCUCGAGCUGUUCGUCGACUCAAGCCAAUCACACUAGAGACUGAAGCUGUAUCUACAAAUCCAGCUAGUAGAACUUCAAAAGAGAAAAGCCCUAAAGUUGUUGAGCGUCGUUCACCUAGAAGCCCAGUCUCUGAGAAGAGGCGACCAAGCCGAACAUCUGAAUUGGAGGUACUGAUUUCACAGCUUCAAGAAGAACUAAGGAAGGCAAGGGAUCAGCUAAGUUUGUCUGAAUCAUGCAGGAAGCAAGCUCAGCAAGAUGCCAAGGAGUCCAAGAAGCAACUGUUGAUCAUGUCAGCAAAGCUUGAAGAGUCACAAAAGCUGCUUCUUGAGCUGUCUGCUUCCGAGGAAACUCGUGUUGUUGAGCUCCACAAGAUCUCACAAGAACAGGUUCAAGCAUGGCAGUCAGAGCUCAAAGCUAACCAGAAGCAGCAGCCUCUCGACUCAGCUGCUCUGGCCUUAGCCGUGAAUGAGAUUCAGCAACUUAGGGAUCAGCUUGAAAUGGUGACUGAAUCUGGGGCUGCACAAACCAAGCAAGCAGAAUCAGCACAUUUGGAGCUCCACAGCUUAAAAGGAAACCUUGUAGAAACUCUUUCUCUUGUAACAAACAUGAAAAACCAGCUAAAGGAUAGCCAUGAAUCGGAAGCUCAGGCCCAAGCAUUGGCUAGUGAAACUUUGCUGCAACUAGAAGCUGCGAAAAAGACUGUUGAGGUACUUAGGUCAGAAGGCAUGAAGGCCAUUGAAGCUUACAACUCCAUUGCUUCAGACUUAGACCAGUCAAGGGAACGUGUUUAUUCAUUGGAAGGACUUGUUAACAGACUUAAGUUAAGCUUAAUUGAUGCUAGUGGCAGCCUAUCCCUCAAGUCUGAUGGCAAUCGUAUUAUUGUUGAGCAUCAAGCUGGAGAAAGUGAGAAACCUGAGGAAUAUCACCAGCUUGAAGCAGAGAUUUCCUUUUUGAAGUCUGAGGUGGCAUGGUUAAGAAGUGCUCUUGAAACUGCUGAGCUUAAAUGCCAUGAAGAACAAAUCCAAAGCACUUUACAGAUAAAGAGUGUUCAUGAACUGGUGGAGCAGAUAAAAUCUGAAGCAAGCUCGAGAGAGGCUGAGCUGUUGGCUGAACUAGAGAAAGCAAAUUUUGAUAUUGCUGAGUUGAAGACAAAUCUGAUGGAUAAGGAAACUGAGUUGCAGUGUAUUUCAGAGGAAAAUAAAGAGCUUCACAUGAAGCUUGAGAAAAACCUGUCAUGUCAGCGAGAAUCAGAACUUGAAAAUGAGCUAAAGGUAUUGAAGGAAGCUGUUGUUGAUCUGAAGGCAAAUAUGAUGGAUAAGGAGACAGAACAUCAAAAUAUAUCAGAGGAGAAUGAGAUGCUGAGGUUGGAAAUCAGUAAAAGGGAAAUGGACAAAGGUAAAUCAAUCAAUAAGGUGGCCACUGAGCUAGAGGUGGUGAGGGCUGCAGAGCGAGAUGCUAUUCUGAAACUUGGGCUUGCAAUGGAGGAGGCAGAUAAGAAUAACAGGAGAGCUGCCAGGGUGGCUGAACAGCUUGAGGCUGCACAGAUUACUAACUCCAAAAUGGAGGCUGAGUUGAGAAGGGUAAGCGUGCAAUGUGACCAGUGGCGCAAGGCUGCAGAGGCAGCUAUUGCAAUGCUUUCAGGUAGUAAUGGGAAGUUCAUGGAGAGAACUUGUUCACUGGAUAGCAGUUAUAAUCCAGUUUCAGGAAAGGUUAGCUCACCUUACACUGAAGGUAUGGAUGAUGACUUGCUGAAGAAGAAAAACGGGAACAUGCUAAAGAAGAUUGGGGUCUUGUGGAAGAAGCCACAGACGUAGAACACCAUGAGGCAUGCUAAAAAUAUUUUUUCCCUAAAAUGCGUAGAUUCUAUGUUUACUUACUAUCUCAUUAUAUUUCUCUAACCGAGUUUUCUCCCCUUAUUAAUUUGGGACAGAUGCUUCGGUCAGGAGACCAGCCAAGUCUCUUUGCUGUGAAGUUCACGUUAAGCACUAUUUUGAAGCUUCUUAGUUAUAUUAUGAUGAUGGAAGAACACUGGUGAUAGCAGAUUUUCUUUCCCUUUUUUCUUUUUCUUUUCUGUGAAUUUGUCAAAUGCGGGUGUCAUUACCUUGUGCUUACAGGAUCAAACUUUUAGCUCCUGACAAUGCAAGUUGUGAUUUUGGAUUUGGAUUCCAUAGUUAUUCUGUUAAGCUGCUUGCUUAAUAUAGUCGUCACUCAUCAGCUUCAAAGUGCAAUGAGGCUGUGAUAUACGGUAAGUUGUGUAGUGCCGCAUAUUUCGAUGGAGCUCGCAUGUGAAACAAGUAUUCCUUUUGGAUUGCAUGCAUCUUGCAUAUGGUUGUUUCUGGGUUAUUUACACCAUGACCG
Messenger RNA from Durio zibethinus, 3006 nucleotides. The record is from RefSeq and is a predicted model, not a curated record. Lineage: Eukaryota; Viridiplantae; Streptophyta; Magnoliopsida; Malvales; Malvaceae.